AUGUCUGAUGAAGCGCGUGAGGAGGCUUUGCAACAGAAGUUAGUGCAUGACGAGAAAGCCAAGAAGACACAAGAGACCCGACAAAAGCAGGAGGAUGCACGAGUCGAGGUGCGUGCUCGUCGUCAGCAGAACGGCCGUACAGGUAUGAAAUUCGUGAGUGCCUUGAGCUGCCAGAAGCUCCCUGUUCUUCGUGACAUUGCCUGGAGCUUGGAGCUACCAGAGGAUGGUAAGAAAGACCAGCUUAUUGCCCGCAUUAAGGCCUACUUUGACAGGGACGAGAACUCGGUGCUUCGUAACAACAAUCAGUUUGCCGAAAUAUUCGCAACACAUGGUUCGAAGCGGCGUGCAGCUGUCCUUACUCAGGAAAACACACGGAAUGACAAUGACAAUGCAGAGCCGGGUCCUAGUCAACGACAGUUUGCGGAGCCUCUUACCAAUGCACUCUCAACUCCUGCACCGUGGCAGUACAAUCCACUACCAUAUGCAGGCUCAGCACAGUGGCCGGCACCAUAUGGCACACCAUACGGUAUGCCGUAUAUACCUCAGUCCUCUUUUACAGUGUGCGAGCAGCCUGUGUCAACAACAGCUCAUGAAGAGUCACACACUCCUGUACCAGCUCUUACAUACCCUCAGUAUUCCUUCUCUCAUGUACCAUAUGGACCUCCAUAUACUCAGAGCUAG
Sparassis crispa is the source of this 681-nucleotide messenger RNA. RefSeq lists its product as hypothetical. NCBI's taxonomy places the organism in Eukaryota, Fungi, Basidiomycota, Agaricomycetes, Polyporales, Sparassidaceae. The coding region runs from base 1 to 681 and encodes 226 amino acids. The record is from RefSeq and is a predicted model, not a curated record. The transcript has a single exon.